UGUCUCUUCGGAAGUGCCCCGUACAGUUCACAGUCACUGCAGGAGCUGUUGGAUAAGAUUCGAAACAACCGGCGGAUCGAGAUUCCCAAAAACCAGCGUAUCUCCGCAGAAUGUGAGGAUCUCCUAUCUCGACUGCUUCAGCGGUCGCCCCAUGAUCGAAUGUCGUUUGAUGAAUUCUUCAAACAUGCUUUUCUCGAUUUGGACCAUGCACCUUCUGAGGAAAACCUAGAGAAGGCCAUCGAACUGAUCAACAAAGCUAUCGAUUUAGAUAAAGAGCAGAAUUAUGAUGCAGCCUAUCAGCACUACUGCCGUGGCUUGCAAUACUUUGUUCCGAUUAUACAAGCUGAGACCAGUCCAUCUAAGAAGCAAAUCCUUCGGAAGCGAGUGCAAACCUACCUGAAUCGGGCAGAGGAAAUCAAACAUUCCUUUCGUGCUGAAGAGGACGCACCCUCCGCAACGCAAGAUCCAUCGACUUCGUCGAAGAUUGCUGUUGAGCCGCGAAAAAUUUCGUCCCGCUCGGAAAUGAUUCAUCGUGCCCUCGAACCGACCGAUCUGUACAAGCAGCUCUUUGCAUUGGCCAGUUCCAGUCCGGAGCUUAAAUCCGCCCUGGAGAUUGGUCGUCAAGCGGAGCUGUACGCUUUGGAGAAUCGACUGGAUGUAGCACUGGAGUCGUACAAGACCGUACUUGGAGCGCUGAUGCCUCUGCUGACGGCGGAACCACGCGGUUCUAAGCGUCGAGAGCUUUUGCACCAGCAAAUCGUACGCUGGAUGGAAGAAGCGGAACAGAUUAAAACCGUCCGAUCGGCGCAGAUCUUGGAGGAGAUGGAGAAUGGCACCGCCAUUGGUUAUGCUUGCUGUGUGCAGUGAUGGAUGGCUUGUUUGGCAUUUUAUUCCAUUAUUUGAUAGACUGCUUUAAUACUAUAUGAAGGUUUCUUCUUGUGCUUGAUAUGUUCGGUAAUUGAUUCGUAAAAUCAUAGAUAUUAAACGUUUCUUUCAAGUGACAA
This is a messenger RNA of Topomyia yanbarensis, 1004 nucleotides long. Its product is annotated as serine/threonine-protein kinase ULK3-like. NCBI's taxonomy places the organism in Eukaryota, Metazoa, Arthropoda, Insecta, Diptera, Culicidae. Gene Ontology annotation, molecular function: protein serine/threonine kinase activity; ATP binding. The annotation marks the transcript as partial. The record is from RefSeq and is a predicted model, not a curated record. Gene Ontology annotation, biological process: protein autophosphorylation; peptidyl-serine phosphorylation; autophagy. The transcript has a single exon. Gene Ontology annotation, cellular component: autophagosome; cytoplasm.